AUGUCCUCCGACCAGACCAGGAAUGUCGUCAAGAAAAUCAUUCGCGAGAUCGGGCAAGAAUGCGCCACCCAGGGACAAACUGUGUCUGAAACCUUAGUGGCUUUCAUGGUGAAAGCUGUUGCUUUAGAUCCAAGAAAUGACUUAAAGGUGGAUCAAAUCCUUACAAAAGAAGAUAUGCAAAAUAUUAUCCAGCUCUGUGUUACCAGGCUGCUCGACACAACAAACCCAUCCCUGAGCACAAUUAAGAUGCAAGUUUACUUUGAUACAAACUACGCGAACCGAGCUGAACUGCUCAGUGAGCAGCACCGUGUUCUGGAGGCAAGGCUGGCUCCUGUGGUCAGAGAUAUCACAGAUAGUUGUCCUCAUCUUCAAGAAGAAAUGGAAAAUGUGUAUCGAAAGAUCGUUACCUAUGUGUUGCUGGCCUCUGGCCUCGGAUCCCCAACAGAUAUUGGGGUUGUCAGGGAGGUAGCAGCUGCCCUGCAGAGUGUAUUCCCCCAGAGAGAGAUAAUUACUUUCACCUCACUUGCUAAGAAGAACAAAGAGCAACAGCUGAAAACUCUUGCCAUGCUAGUCACAGGAAUUCGGUUGUACAACAAGGAAUGCAGGAAAGGAGGAAGCAGCAUUGAUGACUUGCCAGCCAUUCUGAAUGAAGCCAUUCCAUCAGCUACACGGACUAUCGAUGAAGGUCUCAAUAAUUGCCAUAUACUGGCCCACCGGUACACAGCUCUGCUGGAAUCCAUGCAGGAAGACCAACACAGGCAUACACAGCUUAGUUCUUUUAAAUUAAAAGAAGCACUAUUCAAUGUGAGACAAUAUGAGGCCUUCCUUUGCAUCCUUCUGUCUGAUGCAAUUACAAGUGCUCAAGAAGUUGAAAAGAUGCAUGUGCAGUUUGCAACAACGAUGGAGCGCUUGAAAAACACGGUGGAGAAUAAGGUUUCUGUAGAUGCCAGUGAAGUUUUUCCUCUCUUUGUUGCACUUUCUAAUCUCUGGACCGGCUUUCAGGAUGAAAUGCUACUGCUAAAGUUCCUUGCAAAUAUGACUAACAAUCUGCAACAGUUCUCAGAAAUCCAAUCACAGCUUUUUCCUGAGGAACUGCUAACAUCUCUUCUGGAAGGACUGACUGUGAAAAGUGAUGAGGAAAGGUUAAGAGAAACCAUGGGAACCAGAGUGAAUGUUUCUGAUUUUGAGAACCAAGAAUGGCUUUUUCCAGAGACUACUGAUAAUUUUGAUCGGUUGCUAAUCCAGUACCAUGGUUUCUGUGCACAUGCAAUUGGUGUGAAAGGCCUCACCCUCCCAGGAAAUCCUGCUAUUGGAAUUUUGAAGCACAAGGAGAAAUGUUAUGUUUUCAGUUCCAGAGAAGCUGCUUAUAUCUUUGCUCAAGAUCCAGAUAAGUUCAUUCAGCUGAAUGUAGAAAAAGCAAAAGAAUAUGCAGAGCUAAUUCAGCUGCUUGAGCUUUGUCAUCAGUUUGAAUACUUUGUUCCAUAUGCACAGGCCGGAGCUCCAGACAAAUGUUUGAUGAAACCAAUUGUAAAAUGUGACAGUAGUUCUCAAACUGAUACGCAUAUCUUGCCUCCAACCAUUGUGACAUCCUAUGAGUGGAAUGAAUGGGAAAUGAGAAGAAAAGCUAUAAAAUUGGCAAAUUUGCGACGCAAAUUAACUCAUGCCAUGCAGACUGAUCUCAGCAAUAUGAGAAGACAGAACUGCACCCAAGUCUACUUGCCAAAAGAUGUUAGCACCCAGACUAAGCGCGACAACUCAAGCAAUGUACCCAGACCACAGAUUUUCCUGGAAGGUCUCCGAGGACGAUCAUCUCCCACUACUCAUAUGGUCAAAGUAAACUUAACAAGAGCAGUAGAUGAAACCUAA
This is a messenger RNA of Nestor notabilis (Kea), 1866 nucleotides long. RefSeq names its product chromosome unknown open reading frame, human C6orf165 (gene CFAP206). Gene Ontology annotation, biological process: regulation of cilium beat frequency; sperm axoneme assembly; regulation of flagellated sperm motility. Lineage: Eukaryota; Metazoa; Chordata; Aves; Psittaciformes; Psittacidae. The transcript is spliced from 12 exons. Gene Ontology annotation, cellular component: axoneme; ciliary basal body. The record is from RefSeq and is a predicted model, not a curated record. The coding region runs from base 1 to 1866 and encodes 621 amino acids.